AUGGGUGGUUCUGAUGGCUUAUUUGCUCAGAAAACUUUAGAGAUUUCUGAUGAGAUUCUUGCCACCUACAAAAAUCAAGGUGGCUAUGAUUUGCUGGGACGAACCAAAGAUCAAAUUAGAACAAUUGAACAAGUGAAUGCUGCCUUUAAUGCAUGCACUGCUUUGAAGCUCAAUGCUCUCGUCAUUAUUGGGGGUAUUCCUGUUGUUGUCCUUAAGACUGUAGAGGUCGAGAUUUUGGCCUUCCCCUGCAAUCAGUUUCUGUACCAAGAACCCGGACCCAGCGAGAAAGCUGAAGAAUUUGCCUGCACCAGAUUCAAGGCUGAGUAUCCCAUCUUUCAAAAGGUAAAAGUGAACGGACCUGAUGCAGCACCUGUUUAUAAGUUCCUUAAAGCGCAAAAGGGUGGUGUUUUGGGGUCAAGAAUCAAGUGGAACUUCACCAAGUUUCUAGUUGACAAAGAGGGACGUGUAGUCAAACGAUACGGGCCAACUACAUCACCAUUUGCAAUUGAGGCGGACAUUAAGAAAGCCGUGGGGGAAAUUUGAAAGGUUCCGAGGGAGGAUUGAUCUGUGAUUCGUGACUGCAGAAAACCAUAAUAAAAAUUGGUGGAGGAACAAAAGAAAUUUGAUGCUGUAAUUGCACUAGAGGUAAUCGAGCAUGUGUCUAAUCCAGCUGAGUUUUGCAAAUCCUUGUCAGCAUUGACCAGCAGUGGUGGAGCUGUUUUAAUCUCAACAAUUAAUCGCUCCAUGAAAGCAUAUGUGGCUGCCAUUGUCAUUGCAGAAUAUGUCUUAAAUUGGCUCCCAAAAGGAACACAUGAGACCGCUUUCUCACACCUGAGGAACUAGUCCUUAUUCUUCAGCGUGCUUCUAUUUCUGUCCAAGAGAUGGCUGGCUUUGUCUACGAUCCCCUGAAAGGACAGUGGUUUCUUUCUGAUGAUAUUAGCGUGAACUUCAUCCUUUAUGGAAAAAAAAACACGGAAUCGAUCAACUGAAAUUCAUUUACAUCACGUCGAAGGCCGGUGGUGAUCGGAGAUGGUAUUCGAGUUGGCCGGAACAUAGUGGCUGGUGGUGGUGGUAGCUGCACUGAGGAGACCAACUGAUGAGGUAAAUGUUGUUGUAGAACAGCUCACUCAGCAGGACAAUACGUCAUAUAAUCCAGAUGAUGUGUUUCUUACCGUAGUACCACGAGAUAAAAAGAAUCGCAUUUAUGGAUUAGGAUCAUUAGCUGAGACUGUCUCUUAUCGACCAUCAUCCUCGAUCUGUGAUGGUUGUACUCCGGGCACAUCCAUCCUUGAGACACGAUUGACAAAAAUGGAGUGCGAGCUAGGUGAGGUGAGGAAAGAGCUUAAGGAGGGAUGUGGUCAGUGGGAACUUAUGCAACAACGUGUUACAAAUAUAGAGAAUCAGCAACGAGCCAUAUACGAUCUUAAUUUGACCAUCAUGGAGCAACUACGACGUAAGGGAGUACCACCCAUUCACAGGCGCGAUCCAGAUUCAGAUGGUGGUAGUGCUCCUGUAUCGUGAUGUAUCGUGAUGUUUUAUCUUUACAGAUUUGUUAGUUACGACAUUAUAUUUUUUUAUAUGAUAUUUGCUAACUUUUACAUUUGAUUGAUAUUGGUAAUGACAAUGCUAAUACAAAUUUUUUUUUUGUA
Molecule: messenger RNA, 1649 nt
Organism: Andrographis paniculata
Lineage: Eukaryota; Viridiplantae; Streptophyta; Magnoliopsida; Lamiales; Acanthaceae
Product: probable glutathione peroxidase 4
Exons: 12
Coding region: 1-543 (180 amino acids)
Biological process (GO): glycolytic process; response to oxidative stress
Molecular function (GO): 6-phosphofructokinase activity; glutathione peroxidase activity
Source: RefSeq, a predicted model, not a curated record